AUGUCUGCCACACGCUCUGGUGCUCUGUGGGGACCACCUGCCACUCCAAGCUGGAUGCAGCUGUGGAUGGCACCAGUUGUGGAGAGAACAAGGCCCAAGUACAAGGGCAAGUACUGCGUGGGCGAGCGGAAACGCUUCCGGCUCUGCAACCUGCAGGCCUGCCCCCCUGGCCGCCCCUCCUUCCGCCACGUCCAGUGCAGCCACUUUGACGCGAUGCUGUACAAGGGCCAGCUGCACACAUGGGUGCCUGUGGUCAAUGACGAGAACCCCUGCGAGCUGCACUGCCGGCCCUCCCAGGAGUACUUCGCUGAGAAGCUGAGGGAUGCUGUGGUUGAUGGCACUCCUUGCUACCAGAGCCAGGCCAGCCGUGACCUCUGCAUCAACGGCAUCUGCAAGAACGUUGGCUGUGACUUUGAGAUUGACUCGGGUGCUGUAGAAGACCGCUGUGGUGUGUGCCACGGCAAUGGCUCCACCUGUCACACCGUGAGCGGAACCUUCGAGGAGGCUGAGGGCCUGGGAUACGUGGAUGUAGGGCUGAUCCCAGCAGGAGCACGUGAGAUUAUCAUCGAGGAGGUGGCUGAGGCUGCCAACUUCCUGGCUCUGCGGAGCGAGGACCCGGAUAAGUACUUCCUCAAUGGUGGCUGGACCAUCCAGUGGAACGGGGACUACCAGGUGGCUGGCACCACCUUCACAUACGCGCGCAUGGGCAACUGGGAGAACCUGACAUCCCCAGGGCCUACCAGUGAGCCUAUCUGGAUCCAGCUACUGUUCCAGGAGAGCAACCCUGGGGUGCGCUAUGAGUAUACCAUCCACAGGGAGGCUGAUGGCCACUCUCAGGUCCAGCCGCCCAGCUUCUCCUGGCACUAUGGACCCUGGAGCAAAUGCACAGUCACCUGCGGCACAGGUGUGCAGAGGCAGAGCGUGUACUGCAUGGAGCAGCAGGCAGGGCUGGUGGAUGAGGAACACUGUGACCCCUUGAAUCGGCCUGAUGACCACCAGAGGAAGUGCAGCAAGGAGCCCUGCCCUGCCAGGUGGUGGGCAGGGGAGUGGCAGAUGUGCUCCCGCUCCUGUGGGCCUGGGGGCCUCUCCCGCCGGGCUGUGCUCUGCCUCCGCAGUGUGGGGUUGGAUGAGCAGAGUGCCCUGGAACCGUCUGCUUGUGAGCACCUGCCCCAGCCCCCUGCUGAAACCCCAUGCAACCAUCAUGUGCCCUGUCCUGCCACCUGGGCUGUGGGGAACUGGUCUCAGGCCACCUGCCGUCUGCCACCCUGCCUGCAUCCCCUGGACACCCUGGGCCCUGAUGGCUCUGGCAGUGGCUCCUCUAAUCAUGAGUUCUUCAAUGAGGUGGACUUCAUCCCACGCCGCCUGGCCCCGCACCCUUCGCCCUCCUCCUCACCUGAGCCAACCAGCAUGAGCAAUGCCAUCCUAGAGGAGACUCCAGGGUUGGACCCGCCGGAGCCCGUGUUUGUGGAUGACUUCUACUAUGACUACAACUUCAUUAACUUCCAUGAGGAUCUGUCCUACGGGCCCUUCGAGGAGCCUAGCCCGGACCUGGUGGACACAGGGGACUGGAUGCCCCUACCAAGGAGCAGUCCUGUUGAGCCCCUCCUCAAUACCCCCAUGCCUGCCACAGAGGCUCCUGGUGCUGAGAAAGAAAGGACAGAGGGAACUUGGUCCCCUGGCCCUUGGCUCACCCAGACUGGCCACUCCCCACCCCCGUCCUUGGAGCAGACCCCCGGGGACCCCUGGGCCAGUUUCUUCUCCGAGGGAGAUGCCUCCAUGGUAGCUCCUGAUCUUGGACUCCCCAGCCUCACCCGACUCCCUGCUGCAGUUGGUGACAUGGAGAUUCCUACUGCUCCUGGGAACCCAGAUGAGUUGCUAGUGAGGGAGGACAGCCAGAGCCAGCCACCCCCUGCACGGUGGGGCAGGACAGAACUUUCCAAGGACGAUGAGAAAUCCCCAGGCCACAGGACAUCCCACCCGCCUGAAAGCCCCGUCCCUACAUCUCCCAUUAGCUCUACCCAUGCCUCUCCUAUUUCUGACAUGGUAGAGCUGUGGACAGGAGGAACUGUGGCCUGGGAUCCCCCGCUAGAGGGUGACCCAAAACCUGUGCCUGGUGAGCUGUGGCCUACCAUGGGAGUGGCUCUUCCUCCUUCCUCCACUGCAGCAGGAACCUGGGACAGAGAUAGCCUCCAGGAGCCGGGGACUCCCACCUUUCCAACUCCAGGACUAGGCGCACGGGACCUGCAGACCCUGGCCGAACCGGGGACCUUCCUUUCCACAGUGUUGACUGAUCCAGGGUACAUGCCCUGGGUGACACCCCUGAGCCUCGACCCAUUGGGCCAGCCCGCACCCCCCAGCCUUGAGGAGCCCCUGAGCCCUGGACUGCUGUCCACACCAGCUCAGGACAGCCCUGCCAACAACAGCAGAGCCCCUCAGGCCCAGCCUCUGGGGCCUGACCAGGCCCAGAAUGGGUCUCCCGCGGACCUCCUGCCUGCCAGCAAUGCCACCUGGCAAGUGGGGAACUGGAGCCAGUGCUCCACCACCUGUGGCCUGGGUGCCGUCUGGAGGCUGGUGCGCUGCAGCUCUGGCCGGGAUGAGGACUGUGCCCUUGAAGGCCGGCCCCAGCCUGCCCGUCGCUGCCACUUGCAGCCCUGUGCUGCCUGGCACAUGGGCAACUGGAGUAAGUGCUCCCGCAACUGUGGUGGGGGUUUCUCAGUGCGGGAUGUGCAGUGUGUGGACACACGAGACCUCCGGCCCUUGCGACCCUUCCACUGCCAGCCUGGGCCUCCAAAGCCACCUUCCCGCCAGCCCUGUGGGGCCCAGCCCUGCCUCAGUUGGUACAUCUCUUCCUGGAGGGAGUGUUCUGAGGCCUGUGGUGGCGGUGAACAGCAGCGUCUGGUGACAUGCCCAGAACCAGGCCUUUGCGAGGAGUCGCUGAGACCCAAUGCCACGCGGCCCUGCAACACCCACCCCUGCACGCAGUGGGUGGUAGGACCCUGGGGCCAGUGCUCGGCCCCCUGUGGUGGUGGUGUCCAGCGACGCCUGGUUAGAUGUGUCAACACCCAGACGGGGCUGCCUGAAGAAGACAGUGACCAGUGUGGUCAUGAGCCAUGGCCCGAGAGCUCCCGUCCCUGUGGCACAGAGGACUGUGAGCUGGUGGAGCUUCCACGCUGUGAGCGGGAUCGUCUGUCCUUUGGUUUCUGUGAGACCCUGCGCCUGCUGGGUCGCUGCCAGUUGCCCACCAUCCGUGCCCAGUGCUGCCGCUCAUGCCCUCCGCACGGCCGGGGUGUCCCAUCCCGAGGCCAUCAGCGGGUGGCCCGCCGCUGACCAGAGUCCCGGCCGGCAACCCGCGCGCCAAGACACACAGACCUCAGUGUCCACCACGGGUGCG
Molecule: messenger RNA, 3391 nt
Organism: Castor canadensis (American beaver)
Lineage: Eukaryota; Metazoa; Chordata; Mammalia; Rodentia; Castoridae
Source: RefSeq, a predicted model, not a curated record